AUGACCAUCACCCUGCAACAGAACUCUCUAGAGCAGAGCGCUUCAAAGCUACGCACCUCGACGCGCGCCAUGGAAACUACCACCAAUAUUACGCGAAGUUCCGGGCGCCCAAUGUCCCGGAUGAAACCUUUCCAUUCUUCCAUCAGAGUUCCUCCGCAACGCGCGAGUCAUGGACCUCGGCUGCAACGGGGCAAACUGACCAAUGAGGCGAUAGCGCAAUGCGGCACGGCCGCCGCAGUCGGCGUCGAUAUCGAUCAAUGGCUGGUCGAGCAGGCGAAGGCAGCGUACCCGGACGGGCCGUGCACAUUUGAGCACUUUGGCUUCCUGGAUGCGUCCGCGUACAAAGGUACCGCGCUGGGCAAGUUCGACGUUGUCCUACUGCUCUCUGUUACCAAGUGGCUUCAUCUGAACAACGGGGACGCCGGGAUAGUUACGCUGUUUGCGCAUAUACAAAGUAUACUGAAUGAGGAGGGUUAUCUCGUUGAGCCGCAGCCUAUGAGCAAUUGUGCGAGGGCUUCGAAAAGAAAUAAAGAAUUGAGAGAGACGUAUAAGACUCUCCAGAUUAAACCAUCGUUUGAUGAUGAGUUGAAAGCGCAGGGAUUUGAGAGGAUACUUGAAUUUAAGAGGGACGAGGAAGGGUUUGCUAGGCCUGUACAUGUUUGGAGAAAAAAGCAUCAUAAUAUGAUCAACGGAGACGGCUUCAAAUGA
Molecule: messenger RNA, 708 nt
Organism: Penicillium argentinense
Lineage: Eukaryota; Fungi; Ascomycota; Eurotiomycetes; Eurotiales; Aspergillaceae
Product: class I SAM-dependent methyltransferase
Exons: 1
Coding region: 1-708 (235 amino acids)
Biological process (GO): snRNA modification
Molecular function (GO): snRNA binding; RNA methyltransferase activity; O-methyltransferase activity
Source: RefSeq, a predicted model, not a curated record